Molecule: messenger RNA, 393 nt
Organism: Lathyrus sativus (Indian pea)
Lineage: Eukaryota; Viridiplantae; Streptophyta; Magnoliopsida; Fabales; Fabaceae
Source: the annotation of a GenBank genome assembly
AUGGCAGAAGAAGGGAAGCCCGACGAUCAGCUCUUUCAGCUCCUCUCCAAUCUCCUCCUUGAGGUAGAAUCAUUAACAAAUCAAGAAGAAGUUGAACUGCGUUCUAAAAUUGAAACUCUUGGAUUAGAGGUCAUAAAAGUUCCUUCAAAGUCGACGAAACAGCUUGAUGAGUUGGAAAUAGCUAAGGAGCUGGAUAGAUUAUCAGCAAAAUUGGACGAUGUUGAUGAGAUGAUAUCAUCCACCAUGGCCUCCGAUCCUCAGGUGCGGUCUCUCUUAAGUUGUACAGCUGAUGUGUGGAUGCCAGUCAUCACUGCAACCAGUGAGGAAAGACGUGGUUUUACAGCAUCUCCCGGAGACAACAACACCCAAACAGAUGCAGAAAACUCUAAAUAA